UAUCAUUCGUAAAUUCACGGGCGAGUCACCGCAGGUGAGUCGGAGUCAGAGAGAUAAACAAGAAGGUACAACUUACAACUGGGGUUAAGGAACCAAAGCUGUCUUUGGAAGGUCAUCUAGCAGGCUCCAGCCCUCUCCCAUCACAAUGACCAACCAAACAGACUCUGUCAAUCCCAGCCACGCUCUGUUUGACCGCUUUCUCCAGGCACAGACGUGUAAAGAGACACAGCAGAACUUCGUCGAGCUCUGUCGCCACCUGGAGGUCGACCCCAGGGACUACAAGUACUUCUACUGUAAACUGAAGGACAAACUCAACUACUGGAAAGCCAAAGAACUCUGGCAGAAGAUCGACAAGAGAGCCGCCCAUCCGGACUAUGAACAGGGCAAGGCAUGUCACCAAAACAAGUGUUUAGUGCUGGGUGCGGGUCCCUGUGGUCUCAGGACAGCGAUUGAGUUGGUCCUACUGGGCGCUCAGGUGGUUGUGCUGGAAAAAAGAACCUCUUUCACGAGAAAUAACGUCCUGCAUCUGUGGCCCUACACCAUUAAAGACCUGCUAAACCUCGGUGCAAAGAAGUUUUAUGGAAGAUUCUGCAGCGGAUCCAUUCAUCACAUAAGUAUCCGUCAGCUGCAGUUGAUUCUGCUGAAGUUGGCCCUGAUUUUGGGGGUCGAAGUGCACACAGGCGUGACCUUUGAAGGUCUGCUUGAACCAUCAGGAACCACAGGAUGGAGGGCAGGGGUGUCUCCUAAGUCUCACGUGGCUGCAGCUUUUCAGUUUGAUGUUUUUAUUUCAGCUGGAGGUGGAAGAUAUGUGCCAGACGGUUUUAAAAUAAAGGAACUCAGGGGAAAGUUAGCCAUCGGUAUCACUGCAAACUUUGUAAACCGCCAUACUAAAGAAGAGGCUCGGGUGCAGGAGAUCAGCGGCGUGGCCCGAAUAUACAACCAGAAAUUCUUUCAAGCACUUCAGUCUGAGAUCGGUGUUGAUCUAGAGAACAUUGUCUACUACAAAGAUGAUACCCACUAUUUUGUGAUGACUGCAAAAAAGACGAGCUUGAUAAAAAAAGGAGUUAUAAAGCAGGACUUCUCUGAUGUCGAGCAGCUGCUGGCGCCUGCAAACAUUAACCAGGAGGCUCUGCAGAAGUACGCAUACGAUGCCGCAGACUUCUCCACAGAUCGCAUGUUGCCGGCAAUGGAGUUUGCGAAGAACCACGCGGGCCGCCCCGACGUGGCCGUGUUUGACUUCACCUCCAUGCACAGGGCAGAGAACGCCUCUCUGGUGAAGGAGAGGAAAGGGAAGAAACUGCUCAUCGGAUUGGUGGGAGACUCUCUGGUAGAGCCAUUUUGGCCUCUUGGCACUGGCAUUGCUCGUGGUUUCCUGGCUGCGUUUGACACGGCGUGGAUGGUCAGGAAUUGGGGACAAGGUUUGCCACCCCUGGAGGUGAUCGCAGAGAGGGAGAGUGUGUAUCAGUUGCUCUCUCAAACCACUCCAGAGAACACCAGCAAGAACCACACUGCCUACAGCAUAGAUCCAUCCACGCGUUACCCGAACGUCAACCUGUCCUCUAUACAACCCAGACAGGUCAAGCGUCUGUAUGAAGUAGAGGAUGAUGAGAGUAAACCGAACAAACAGAGGAAACCCAUGGUGAAAAAUAAACCUAAAAAAGACUCUAUCAGACGUCUGGAGGAACUGCUGUCCUGGUGUCAGAAGAACACGGCGGGGUACGAGCACGUGAAGGUGAAAGAUCUGAGCGAGUCCUGGAGGUCCGGCCUGGCUCUCUGCGCUCUCAUCCACAACUUCAGACCUGAACUCAUUGACAUGUCUCAGCUUGAUGAAUAUAAUAUCACUGCGAACAAUAAGCUGGCCUUUGACAUCAUGGAGAAAGAGUUUGGUAUCGCUCCCAUCAUGCGUGCCACUGAUAUGACCACCUGCGGUAAAAUCGACCAGCUCUCAAUGGUGGUCUACCUCACACAGAUACGCACCGCCCUCACCGAGAAAGAUACACCAGCAGGACGCUGCAACAGCCUCUCGCCCAGAAACACCCUCUCGCUGUCCAGAACCCGCUUGGCCGUCUCCUUCCUCAACACGCUCAAGCGCGACUCCCUUCAGAGACGCAGGGACCGACUGGCAUCGGAGAAAGGACCAAGAAAGCAAAAGAUGAAGGAGAAAGAGGAGGAGAAGAAUGUGAAAGAGGAAAAAUGUGCGACGCCGGUGGCCCCGAUGUCCUCAGCGGAGACGUGUGGCACUGAGCUCUGCUAUUUCUGCAUGAAGCAUCUGUACGUGCUGGAGAGAGGAAGCGCCGAGGGCAAGUUCUUCCAUCGCAGUUGUUUCAGCUGUUAUCAAUGCGGCUCCACCCUGCGGCAGGGCGGAUACACUUUCCUCUCCGACACGGGGAGAUUCUACUGUGAGCAGCACUCAGUGGCUGAGGAAGAGGAGGGUGAUGAAGGUCACAGAGGCGCACAGAAUCAUGUUGAGAAUAGUCAUAAUGAAGACGAUGAUAAGGAAAAGACACAAAAUGGUGAAACUGUAGAGAUGGCAUCCCCUCCUCCACAUGUCUCUGUGAAACGGAAGGGCUCAUAUAAGAUAUCUGUUGACCCUGACUUCGAAGAAUCGAAUGAGUGCCCUACUCCCACAGAGCACUCUCUGUCACCUGACCAUAAGGAAUCUCAUGAACCACACAAACCAGACAGCACAGGCGUUGAGAGCCAACAAAAUAACAGCAGCCAGUCCGUUCCAGUGCCAGCCCCGCGCAGCUCCAGAGCGCCGCCGCUCCCAAAGCCUCGCACUGUCCAUAACGUGGUGCCCGAACCCUCAAAUAUCCCAGAGGAACCUGAGGAAAAUCAUCACUCCAAACCCAAGCCGUCCCUGCGCAAACUUCAGCUGAGCGAAGAGGAAAAAGCUGACCUUCUCAGCCAGGAUUCGGACUCUGAGACGCCCGCCUCGUCUUCUGCCGCCUCCACCUCCUCUUCCUCCAAGCAGCAUGAAGGAGUCGAGGAGGAGGGAUACUGGAGCGGAGGCAUCGCUACGCGGAAGAGCUUGCAGAACCAGCCUAACCGUCGCUGCUUGAGAAGGAAGAGCGAACCUCCGCCCACCUUCCAAUCGCACCACGGAAAGACGCGCUCCAAGUUUUCCCCGUGGAAUCUGUCUUCACCGCGGCUUCAGCAGCGCUUCAGCGUCCUCCGUGUCGUACCUUCAGAACAAACUCAACCAGACCAUUAUGUAUCAGAAGAUGAUAACGAAGAAGGUGUAGACGACGACGAAGAAGAGGACGAGGAGGAUCUUCAAGAAGCAGCACAUUUUUUGGAUUGCAAGGGGGGCGAUUAUGAGAUUUCUGAGUCAGAGAAACGGGACCUGAAGAGGAUGAAAACUCUCGAGCGGAAAGCGAAAAUGAGCGAAAUCCAGCGCUUCCACAAAGCUCAGACGAUUCAGAGACGGCUGGAUGAGAUAGAAGUGACCUUUAAAGAUCUGGAAGAGAAAGGAGUUGAGCUGGAGAGAGUUCUGAGAGGAGAGGCUGUUUCAGGUGACCCUGAAACGAUUGACCAGUGGAUUGAUCUGGUCCAGGAGAAGAACAAUCUACUAUCAGAGGAGUCUGAUCUCAUGGUGGCGUCUCGACAGCUGGAGCUGGAAGACAAACAGAGCAUGUUAGAGAUGGAGCUACGGAGAUACAUGGAAAUGGAUGAAUCUGAGAAGACCCCUGAGCAGCGAGCACAGGAGGAGCGGAUCCUGCAGGAGAUGCUGGACGUGGUGGACAUGAGGGAUUCACUGGUGGCCUUCCUGGAGGAGAAGAGGUUGAAGGAAGUCAAUGACGAACUGUAGUACUGAAGGCAGCCCAGGUGCUCUGGGACUAAAACACAACACAUAUACCCACAUUUACCUCCCUAAGAGAGUAGUUCACCAUUAAGUUCAUCAUUUACUCAUCCUCGUGCUGUUCUAAACCUUCUAUGACUUUCUGCCUUCUGUGGAAAACAAGGAAAAAUUUUGCACGAUCUUUUCUUUUCCAUAAAAUGAAAUUAAAUGGUACUUAAAGGGAUAGUUCACCCAAAAAUGAAAAUUCUGUCAUUAAUUACUCACCAUUUAUUAGUUUGAAACCCAUAAGACUUUCAUUCAUCUUCUGAACACAAAUGAAGAUCUUUUUGGUGAAAUCUGAGAGCGUUCCGUCCCUCCGUUGACCGCUACGCAACUGCGAGAUCGUAAACUAAUCCAUGUGAAUUGAACGGUUGAGUCCACAUUUCUCAAAAGAGAUUAGUUUUACCGGAUUACUUUAUGAUCUGUUUGUAGCGUCAAAGUGGUAGUCGUGUAGCCGUCAAUGGAGGGACGGAAAGCUCUCAGAUUUCGACGAGCUUCAUUUGUGGUUCAAGGAUGAACGAAAGUCUUUUGUGUUUGGAACGACAUGAGAGAGUAAAUGAUGACAGAAUUUAAAUUUUGAGAUCAACUAUCCCUUAAAAUCCAGUUCUAUUUCGUUUUUAAGAGAAAGACAGUCGUUAAAUUUCAGCUUCCAGAUUUUGUAUGUUCAAUGUCAUUGUUGCCAAACAUUAACGCUUCUCAUGUGCCUCGUAACCAGUUUUUGGGUGCUCAAAAUUCCACACAAAGCUACUCAUUUAGACAACAGUAUGGUGCUUUUUUACAUUUUUUUUAGGCUUUUACAGCUUUGUGAACAUCCUGAAUUCACAUCUCGUGUGCUCGACGAAAGAAAGACACCAUACAGGAUUGCACCGACAUGAGGGUGAAUAAAUGAUGCUAGAAUAUUUACUUUUGUGUGAACUGUCUCUAUUGAUUAACAUAUUUUAAAGAAACUUACUGGCUCAAAUGCUGACAUUGCACCACUCUGCUCUUGAAAACCAAAGAGUUAAACACAUCUGCUCACAGUCACUAUGGUCUUGCUCCAAAAUAAAUGUGCUUUCUAACAGAUAUAUAAACUCUUAAGACUGUGCCAAAUGUUGUGAAACUGCACAUCCGUCCCACACUUCACAGCCCGGAUAUGGCCUUUCCCGAGACCAACGGCGGUCACGACACACGACACGGAAUAUAGACUUUGCUGGGUCGGAUGUAUGCGCACACGUGCAAUUAUAUUGCAUCUCGCACUUUUAUAAAAGUCUAUCAAAGUCAUGUAUGUACUAUGUUCUAAAUAUCAAGAGAUAUUAUAUAAAAGUUAUUUACACAUUUAUGGUGUCAUAUUUGGCAAAACCUGAUGCCAAUAUCAUGUCUUAAACAGCACUUGCAUUGUAUUAUUAUUAUGAAUAUAUUAUGGCUUUGCAACAUUAGAAUCAAUAUCACAAUGGGGUUUUGUUCAGUGUGUUUUGUAUUUCUCUUUAAACAUUAUUAUUAUUAUUCAUUGAUUUGAUAUUUUCUGCAUGAUCAUGGUUUUGACUCUCAGGGGAUCAUCUGCCUGGCCCGGUUUCCAUUUAUAUAUUUCUACUUAUGUAUAUUUGUGUAUCAUUAUUUGGAAGUGUUUACACAGUAGAUCAUACUCGUUCAUGAAUUGAUUUUAAUGAGGCACAAAGAAAGUUGAGUGAAAUUUAACAAGUGUGUUUGCUCCUUUGCUGUAUGAAAUUCCCAUGGAGAAUAAUUACUUGGAACAUUUAUGUGUUUGAUAAAUUGGUUUUCUUUUUUUGAGGCUCUGAGAAUAAUUAGUGCCAUUAAUUCUUGUCAAAGAGGAAUUUUGUGGUAGUGUGUUGGGAACAGUGGUGUAAUUUUUGAUGUUUGCUUUUGUUCCCUGUAUUUCUUUUCUUUAAACAUGUUCACAUACACAGCAGUGGUUUAUUUUCUAUGGGGACAGUAAUUCACUCAAUAUGCUAAUAAAAUAUCUAGCACUUUAA
This is a messenger RNA of Pimephales promelas (fathead minnow), 5811 nucleotides long. RefSeq names its product microtubule associated monooxygenase, calponin and LIM domain containing 1 (gene mical1). NCBI's taxonomy places the organism in Eukaryota, Metazoa, Chordata, Actinopteri, Cypriniformes, Leuciscidae. The record is from RefSeq and is a predicted model, not a curated record. Gene Ontology annotation, molecular function: protein binding.